This is a messenger RNA of Amborella trichopoda, 3048 nucleotides long. Its product is annotated as transducin family protein / WD-40 repeat family protein. Gene Ontology annotation, molecular function: snoRNA binding; protein binding. Gene Ontology annotation, cellular component: Pwp2p-containing subcomplex of 90S preribosome; small-subunit processome. Lineage: Eukaryota; Viridiplantae; Streptophyta; Magnoliopsida; Amborellales; Amborellaceae. Gene Ontology annotation, biological process: maturation of SSU-rRNA. The record is from RefSeq and is a predicted model, not a curated record.
GGGAAAGAGAGGAAGCUUAAAUUUGGUUCUCUUGGAAGGAAAGACGAGAGGAGAGAGAGAAAUGGUGAAGGCGUACCUAAGGUACGAAGCAGGGGCGGUGUUCGGGGUGGUGGCUUCUGCAGAGUCCAACAUUUGUUAUGACUGCAGCGGGAAGCUUUUGUUCAGUGGGGCGCUCGAGAAUUUGUCAGUGUGGAAUGUGAAGCAGGGCCUCUGCGUCAAAGCUCUUGCUCCAAACCCAACCGCCUCAGGCGCAAGACCUGCUGUCACCUCCAUUGCUUGGAUGCCCUCUUCCAUUUCCAAGGUAGCAAGUGGAUAUGAUGAUGGAAGUAUAAGAAUUUGGGAUUCGGUACAUGGUAUUUGUGAGACAACUUUGAACGGGCAUAGAGGUGCUACCACUGCUCUUCGUUACAGCAAGACAGGAUCUUUGCUUGCAUCGGGAAGCAAGGAUACAGAUAUCAUCAUAUGGGAUGUUCUUGGAGAAUCUGGACUUUUUCGUCUACAUGGGCAUAGAGGUCAGGUCACGGACCUUCUCUUCUUGGAUUCUGGUAAGAAGCUUGUUAGUUGCUCGAAGGACAAAUUUGUACGGGUCUGGGACCUUGAAACCCAACAUUGCAUGCAAAUAGUUGUUGGCCAUCACAGUGAAAUUUGGUCCCUGGAUGCUGACCCCGAAGAGCAUUAUUUGGUCACGGGGUCAUCUGAUCUCGAACUCCGCUUCUAUAAAAUUUGCCAAAACAUGGAGAAUGGAUCCCUGCAUGACGUAAAGCCAAAUAUCACUGUAGGUGAUGGUGAUCCUGGACCUAGUAAGUGGGAUAUUUUAAGGCACUUUGGAGAAAUUCAGCGUCAAAGCAAGGAUAGGGUAGUUACUGUGAGAUUUAAUGCUACUGGGAACCUCUUUGCGUGCCAAGGAGCAGGCAAGACUGUAGAGAUUUUUAAUGUUAUGGAUGAAAGAGAAGCAUUACGAAAAGCCAAGAAGCGUGCUCAUCGAAAAAAAGAGAAGACUUUAAAAAGAAGGGGUGAAGUGGCUAUUGAAACUAAAGACAUGAAUUCCGAGUUUGGAAAUGAAGGUGAAAUCCGUGAUGUUACAGUUUCUGAUACUUUCAGAUUGCUUCAAGUUUUACGAAUGAACAAGAAAAUUUGCUCAGUUUCCUUUUGUUCCAUUGCUCCAAAGAGCAAUGGUCUAGCUACCAUAGCAUUGUCUUUGAGCAAUAAUGUGUUGGAAGUGUUUACAAUUCAACCUGAUAAAUCAACCAAAACACACUGUAUUGAGCUUCCCGGACAUCGUUCUGACAUUAGAAGUGUUACACUCAACGCUGAUAGUACACUUUUGCUGUCAACAAGUUAUGAUGCUGCAAAGAUUUGGAACCCUAGUACUGGUUCUUGCCUUCGUACUAUUGAGUCGCAAAGUGGUGUAUGUGGGACAUUUGUUCCUGGAAACCAAUAUGCGCUUGUUGGCACCAAAACUGGAAAACUGGAAAUUAUUGAUGUUGGAGGUGGCGUUCGUACAGAAAUGACUGAUGCUCAUACGGACACAAUUUGGUCCAUUAUUUCUGUUCCUGAUGGAAGUGGUUUUAUCACCGGGAGUGCUGAUCACGAUAUCAAAUUCUGGGAGUAUCUACUAGUAAAGAAGGAUGGUCAAGCUUCUGAACAAAUGACAGUGCAAAAUGUUUGGACUUUAAAAAUGAAGGAGGCUGUUCUUGCAGUUAGAGUCAGUCCUGAUGCUAAAUACAUGGCUGUUUCUCUGUAUGAUAAUACCGUCAAGGUGUACUUUUUGGACAGUCAGAAGUUUUUUCUAUCUCUGUAUGGUCACAAGCUCCCUGUACAUUGCAUUGAUAUCUCAUCGGAUGGUGAUUUGCUAGUCAGUGGUUCGUUAGACAAAAAUGUGAAGAUCUGGGGCUUGGAUUUUGGGGAUUGCCACAAAUCCAUAUAUGCUCAUACUGAUAGUGUCAUGGCAGUGCAGUUUGUGCGUAACACGCAUUAUUUUUUUAGUGCGGGGAAAGAUCGGCUAGUGAAGUAUUGGGAUGCUGAUAAGUUCGAGUUGCUUUUGACAUUGGAAGGGCAUCAUUCUCCUGUUUGGUGCCUUGCAGUUAGCCAUAAUGGUGAUUUUGUCAUCAGCGGGUCCCAUGAUAGGUCCAUCCGCCGCUGGGAUCGUACUCAAGAGCCAUUCUUCAUUGAGGAAGAGAGGGAGAAGAGGCUAGAGGAAAUUUUCGAAUCUGGAUUGGGAGAUGCAGUGGAAAGCGUCAAUGUUCUGAAAGAAGAUCCUCCUGAACAGGAGGCUGUGGGUGUGGCUGGGAAACAGACAAAGGAAACCAUUAGUGCAACCGACUCAAUUAUUGAUGCGCUCGACAUGGCAGAGGAAGAAGCUAAACGCAUUCGCAUGCAUGAGGUGGGGGGAAGAGGUGCACAGGUAGCUGAUCUCCCACCAAAUCUUAUGAUGCUGGGACUUUCACCAUCAGAUUAUGUUCUCCGGGCUGUUUCUUCUGUUCAAACCAAUGACCUGGAGCCGACAUUACUGUCUUUACCAUUCACUGAUGCUUUGAAGCUUAUGGCAUAUUUGAAGGACUGGACACUUGGUCCUGAUAAGGUGGAACUUGUUUGCAAAAUUGCCACAUUUCUUGUUCAGACACAUCAUAACCAGUUGAUUGCUACUCCCGCAGCCAGACCAAUCUUGACUGCUCUGAAUGGCGUGCUUCAUAAAAGGGUAAAAGAAUGCAAAGAUACACUGGGUUUCAAUCUAGCUGCAAUGGACCAUCUGAAGCAAUUACUAUGGUCAAAGUCUGAUGCUCCUUUCAGAAAUGCAAAGGCAAAGCUCUUAGAAAUACGUGCUCGGCAUUCAAAUUUUACAGAUCGGAAUGUGGAAGUUAAAGGGAGGCAGAAAAGGAAGAAGGCCUCUCAUGAAACACACCUUGGAGCUUGAUAUUUUCUAGGGAUAUUGCACUAGUUAGUCAGGAAGUUUUUGUUGAGUUGUAAUAAUAGAUGAAAUUAGCGCUCCGGCAACAAUUUUGUUUAAUUUACAUAUAUAUGAGAGAGUGAGAGAGGCAAUAUUCUGCA